UCCGCCCUUCUCAAGAUGGCGCUGCUCGCAAUGCGGAAGGCGCGUGGGUGCUGGAGCUUCAUCCGGGCAUUUCAUAAAGGACCUGAACCGGCUCCCGCUCCACAGAGUUGUGGAGGCUGGGAAGUCCAAGAUAAGGUGCUUGCAAAUUCCAUAUCUGGUUCAACCUUGGAGAAGAGGCCAGAGUUGAAGAAUUCAGAAGGGAAACAGAAAGACAGUAUGGAGCGGAUAUUUUCUGGUAUUCAGCCUACAGGAAUCCUCCACUUGGGAAAUUACCUAGGAGCCAUUGAGAGCUGGGUGAGGUUACAGGAUGAAUAUGACACAGUGCUAUACAGCAUCGUUGACCUCCACUCCAUCACCAUCCCUCAAGACCCCACCAUUCUUCGGCAGAGCAUCCUGGACAUGACUGCAGCUCUUCUUGCUUGUGGUAUAAAUCCAGAGAAAAGCAUCCUUUUUCAACAAUCUCAGGUGUCUGAACACACACAAUUAAACUGGAUCCUUACCUGCAUGGUCAGGCUGCCUCGAUUACAGCAUUUACACCAGUGGAAGGCAAAGACUGCCAAGCAGAAGCACGACGGGACUGUGGGCCUGCUCACAUACCCAGUACUCCAAGCAGCUGACGUUCUCUCCUACAAGUCCACACACGUUCCUGUCGGGGAGGACCAAAUCCAGCACAUGGAACUAGUUCAGGAUCUAGCACAAGGUUUCAACAAGAAGUAUGGGGAGUUCUUUCCAGUGCCCAAAUCCAUCCUCACAUCCAUGAAGAAGGUAAAAUCCCUCCGUGACCCUUCUUCCAAAAUGUCAAAAUCUGACCCUGACAAACUGGCCACCAUCCGAAUAACAGACAGCCCAGAGGAGAUAGUGCAGAAAUUCCGCAAGGCUGUGACGGACUUCACCUCAGAGGUCACCUACGACCCUGCCAGCCGAGAGGGCGUCUCCAACAUGGUCUCGAUUCACGCUGCGGUGACAGGGCUCACCACGGAGGAGGUGGUCCGCCGCAGCACAGGCAUGGAUACUGCCCGCUACAAACUGGUGGUGGCAGAUGCUGUGAUUGAGAAAUUUGCUCCAAUUAAAAAUGAAAUUGAAAAACUGAAGAUGGACAAGGAAUAUUUAGAGAAGGUUUUACAAGCUGGGUCAGCAAAAGCCAAAGAAUUAGCCUAUCCUGUCCUCCAGGAGGUGAAGAAAUUGGUGGGAAUUCUAUAGGAAGUUUGAACCAAUCACAAAAGGUUUUUGUAUCUUAUAGUCUGUGCACUUCAACAAAGGCAGCUUUCUUUCAAACAAAAAUAAUUAAUUAAUAUAAAUUAUAGUUUGGGACAUUUAAUUUGAUAUGGCUGAUUAUUGUCUUCAUUUGAUGACAAUGCUUUGUAGCCCUCAAAUACAGCAAUGUUCCAAAUCCCAUCAACAAAAUGUUGUGAUCAGAAAAACAAAAACAGCAAAUUGUAAAAGGAGGUAUAGCAGUCCGAAUCCCCAGCUAUUUGAAGCACACUCCUUGGACUGAAAUAUCUGAACAAAUGUGACUGAGGUGAGCAAUAACUUGGGAAAUGAGAUGAUUUGUGCUCUUGAUAUUUACUGUAAGAAGUAUUCAUCCCAGCCCUUUUAAAAAGCAGCACACGAAUUGCCUUAGAUUUAUAAUCCUUCAGAUGCCAUUUGAUACAGUUUGUAUACGGGUCUCAUAAAAGUAGGUUGAUUAUUAUUGUUCAUCUUUUUAAUUUUUUUUCUUUUUCACUACAGUACUGGGCAUCGAACCCCAGGCCUCCCACGUGCCUCUGAGCUACACUCCCAGCUCCUGAAUUAAGUUAUUAAUAAGUCCCCUCUUUUUUUUUUGCAUUCCUUGGAAUUAGACUCAUCAACCCCCUAUGAAAUAUAUAGGAAAGGAAUUGCCAUUUUACACAUGAGGAAAAUGAGGCCCAGAGAAUACAAUAAACUCAUACAGUAUUACUCAGAAAGAAGCAAAUCCAAGAGUAAAACCUUUUAUAAAUUUUAAAAUAAAAGAGUAAAACCUUUACUCUUUCUAAGAUUAGUUUUUUUUUUCAUCUGUACUAUGAUGACUAUUUAUACCUAUAUACCUAGAAUGUUGGGCAAAUAAUUUUUUUUAAAUUUUACUUAUAGGGGCUGGGGUGGUGGCUCAGUGGUAGAGUGCUCGCCUAGCAUGCAUGAGGCACUGGGUUCGAUCCUCAGCACCAUAUAAAAACAAACUAAUGUAUACACCUAAAACUAAAAAGAUACAUAAAUAAAUAAAUAUUUUUUAAAAAUUUUACUUAUAGUAGAGCUGUCCUUUCAGCAGAACAGAUAUAAAUCCACAAAAUGGUAUCCUAGAGCCUAAAUUAAAAGAAGCUUAUGGGCUGGAGUUGUAGCUCAGUAGCAGAGCACUUGCCUAGCAUGUGGGAGGCCUGAGUUUGAUUCUCAGCACCACAUAAAAAUAAGUAAGUAAAGGCUAGGGAUAUAGUUCAGCUCGUAGAGUGCUUGCCUCGCAUGCACAAGACCCUGGCAUCAUACACGCACACAAAAAAAUGCAUAUAAAAAAGUAUGCAUUCAAAAUAAAUAAAUAAAAUAAAGGUAUUGUGUUCAACCACAACUAGAAAAUAAAUAUUAAAAAACAACAACAAAAAACACUUUUGAGGAUUCUUAGAGCUAGCCUGGCUCAUGGGAAAAGAAAACCUGUUACCUUUGGAUCUUGGAAUGGAAUGGAAUAUCUACAGUCCUAGAUCAUCUUUGGGUAUAUAUAUCUUCCAAGUCAUACUUAUUCUCUUUUUCCCCCUUUCAAAGGAAACUGUUAUAAAUACUGGAAAAUGUCAAAAUAAAGAUGAGUCUAUCAAACUAA
Molecule: messenger RNA, 2818 nt
Organism: Marmota monax (woodchuck)
Lineage: Eukaryota; Metazoa; Chordata; Mammalia; Rodentia; Sciuridae
Gene: Wars2
Product: tryptophanyl tRNA synthetase 2, mitochondrial
Exons: 8
Coding region: 16-1200 (394 amino acids)
Biological process (GO): mitochondrial tryptophanyl-tRNA aminoacylation
Cellular component (GO): mitochondrial matrix; mitochondrion
Molecular function (GO): ATP binding; tryptophan-tRNA ligase activity
Source: RefSeq, a predicted model, not a curated record